ACGUUAAUGACUGAGGGUAGGUGUCAAUCUGUAACAGAGCCUGCCCACAGGGUGGUGCCUUUCUAUUUCUCUCUUUUACGAAUAGACUUACACCCACACCCACUCUAAUGUCAUCAUCCUGCGCCCUGGGUUGGAAUUAAGUCAGACAAGGAUAUUAAAGCCGCUCAGUACAAACUGGGAAUGCCAGUGCAGAAACUGAGCGGCUGGAGCUGAUGUUCAGAAAUCCCUUUUGUUUUUAGGAAUCCCAUUUUGGGUUUCGUUUUAAGAGGAAGGGGAGAGGGUGUGUGUCGCUGGGGGCGGGCGAGGAAAUGUGUCCCUUUUUUUAAAAAUUAAGAUAGAUUAAGCUCUGAGCCCACGUUGACAUAACGUUUCCAGGGCGUGAUGGCUAAGUUAGGCAAGAACAGUCGUGUCCCCCGAACAGACAUACGCUCCAACCUGGACAGGAUUCCCUGGAUGGUGGUCCUGCUCUCGGCUUCUUUUGCCCUGGCUGUCCUCUGCAUCUCCUCGGGUCUAUAUUUCACAGCCGAACAGCCAUCUGUAACAGUGGAGGAUUGGACCCAGCGCAAGUUUGAUCACAAGCCGAAGAGUAUCAUGUCUGGUCAGGUGAGGUACCACACCUCACUCAUUGACUUCCAACGCCUGUGGAAUGUUUUCUUGGUGCCAAUGCUGAUCGAGCGAUAUCCUGGAUCAGAGGGCAUCGAAACUGUCCGGCAGCACAUAAAGAGCCACCUGAUGGCAUUGGCUGCCCACUGGACCUUGGAACUGGACACUUUUGAGGACAGCACCCCCCACGGCAAGCGGACGUUUUCCAACAUCGUGGCCACGCUUGACCCCUCUGCCCGACGGCGCCUGGCCCUGGCGUGUCACUAUGACUCCAAGUACUUCCAACGCGAUGAUCAGGGACGGGUUUAUGUAGGUGCUACUGACUCAGCUGUGCCUUGUGCCAUGAUGCUGGAACUGGCACACGCACUCGACAAGGAACUGGUUAAGCUCAAGGACAAGAGACCGGACCUGACUCUCCAGCUGCUGUUCCUGGAUGGGGAGGAGGCAUUUGUUACUUGGAGCCCCGUGGACUCUCUCUAUGGCUCGCGUCACCUGGCCGACCUAAUGGCCAGGACCAAGCACCCAGAGGCAACCGAUAGUACCACACUGAUUGACUCAUUGGAUAUGUUUGUGCUCCUGGAUCUCCUCGGUGAGGCCAAGCCCCAGUUCUUGAAUCACUUUAAGAACACGGCCCGUUGGUUCACUCGUCUGGUUGGAAUUGAGAAGAGACUUCACAAGCUGGGCCUGCUGCAGCAGCACUCCGUUGAAGUGAUGUAUUUUAAUGGAGACACCUACUAUGGCCCCAUCGAGGAUGACCAUGUGCCGUUUCUGCGCAAAGGUAUGAAACCCGUGCAGCUGAUGCCAGGGCGGGGGGCAGGGGCCU
Messenger RNA from Rhincodon typus (whale shark), 1426 nucleotides. Its product is annotated as glutaminyl-peptide cyclotransferase-like. The record is from RefSeq and is a predicted model, not a curated record. Gene Ontology annotation, molecular function: glutaminyl-peptide cyclotransferase activity; zinc ion binding. The transcript has 6 exons. The annotation marks the transcript as partial. NCBI's taxonomy places the organism in Eukaryota, Metazoa, Chordata, Chondrichthyes, Orectolobiformes, Rhincodontidae.